Messenger RNA from Didymella exigua CBS 183.55, 1869 nucleotides. RefSeq lists its product as uncharacterized. The coding region runs from base 1 to 1869 and encodes 622 amino acids. The record is from RefSeq and is a predicted model, not a curated record. The transcript is spliced from 3 exons. NCBI's taxonomy places the organism in Eukaryota, Fungi, Ascomycota, Dothideomycetes, Pleosporales, Didymellaceae.
AUGUUCAACUUCAGUGGCCAACUUCUAGCGGGGCAACAUGAUACGCAACAAGCUCGGCCUCCUCCAGCGAAACCAAUACCUGCGACCUUCCCGGUGCUUGAUCCACCUAAGCCGUUGACAGGGACCCCGCCAGAAACCUGGUGCAGAGAAAAUGUGACCGGGAUCACCAAACAUUUCCUGAGUCUGAAGAAGCCAUCCGACGUCACAAAGGAAACUCUGGCACAGCUCAAUGUCACGUUCCAACUUGACUGUGACUUCGAAACCAUACUGUCGUCGCUGUCAAACGAUGCGGUGAGGCACAUACCGCCUGCCUCUUGGUUGGAUGCCCCAGACCAGCAAGAACCCUCUAAUCUGGGCUCUAUCGUCACGCUUCUCAGUAAUGGUAGAAGAGUUCCAGACCGCAAAGAGUUCUUUGUCCGCGCCCGAGAGUUGCUUUUCAAGAAUGAGGAUGCAUUCUCGACGCUUACACGAAAGAGCACUGGGGGCCAAGUACCGCUGCGACUUGCGUACUUUCGCAAGUUCUGGGAAGGCCUAGAUAAUAUGGCAUACUAUUGGGAUGACUCACUGGACGAAUACCAUCCCCCCGAAUCAGAAGCUGCAGACACAACUGCCGGGACAGAUGGCUCUCCCAAACAAGUUGCAGGGGCCAGCGGUCAAGAAACACGCACAGAAAUAAAGACAGACUGGAUCGCAAAGAUGGGGAGUGGGGUUGGCUCUCCAGAUGAGAGUGAGCCUCGAAAGAAAGCAAAGACGGAGGCGGUGAGUGAUCAAACAAUGGCUCGUUCUGUGCAAACCAACGGCUUUGGUGGAUCGAAUGCUGCCCAGACAGUUUCGAUCACCCCGAGCAGGGUACUCCCAUCCAGAAUUGCCCCUCCCAGGUUUCCAACCCCAAAAAACAUGGAACCUCAAGUGAAGCCAGCUGAUAUGUCCGACGGUUCCUACCGAGGCUACCGUAUUGGUAAUGGCUCAGAGAUGCCCGAUCAGUAUCGUGUUGACUGUGUCCGGGCUUUUGUCGAGCCCAUUGCUUGGGCAUUUGGUGUCACACUCGCACAGCAUCGAAGGCCCCCUGUUCUGCUGUUUGAGCACGUGCGUUUCCCUGUGCGUAUGAGCUCUGUGGCAUGGCGAGGACCCCAGGAUCGGAUGAAGGCCCGGCAGGGCUGGAUGGAAGGGCCUGUGUUAGGGAUCCAGUGUCGACCAGAUGUCAACUUUGGAGCCUCCAGCAACAUUGACGCAGCAUCCAACUUAGACGCAAUCCGUGAGCUUGGUGGUCUGUUACUGUUGGCUCAAGAACGCUCGAGGGAAGGCAAGGUUGAAAAGCUUGCUGGUGAAGGCAAGUGGUGGACUACGAAGGAACGCUGGGGGGGCGGCCCUGGGGACGAAAUUGAUAACGUUACAACACCCAGUGUGAUAUCAGGCAUCGGAGCUGCACCCAAUGCUCAGGAAAAGUCUGUUCACAGGAACGUAGACGGCUCAAGAGUGCGGAGACGGCCGACACCUGCGCAGGUUUGGAAGGUUGUCAAACCUGGGAACCCUCUUUGGGAUCCCAAAGUCGUAUUUGAGGCAAUCGGUAGAGACGAGAGCAAAGAAUGGGACGAUGUCUUCAUGGUUUCGUCAUUGAACCACCACAUUAGCCUCUUGAAGCUGCACGUACAUUCAGCGUACCUGGACUAUAUUACGCACGGAACACUUCCCGAAAGUCGGCCCUCAGACCCCGAUUGGUGCUCGCCCAAGCUUGAAAGGACACGAUGGUUCGAUCUGUUCAACGUGGAUGACCGUACUGAAGCUAUGAGGGGCCUCUGGGGAGUCAUGUCUUAUCUACUACGAGCUAAGGAUGGAAGCCAAGAAGACAUUGUGAUGGGGAGUUCAUGA